AGUGUGGCGCAGCUCGCCGAAGCAGCGAGGGCGACGCGGCGCCUUCUUCUCGCUCGCUUGCCCGGAGCCGCCCGGACUGAUGGCACAGCAGGGGCCGCCGACCCCGCCGGAGCAGCCCGGCGCCCGGGACGGGGCGGGACGCCGCGCCGCCUUGCCCAGUGAAUAAUCUAUUUUGAAAGAUCCAUCUGCUCCCCAAGAGUUCUUCCAGUUCCAAGUUGGAUCUUUGUAGCGGACUCUUCAUGUCUUGUUUGCUGCCACUGUGACAGAAGACUGACUCCAGGCCUCCAUCAUGGCCGUUCUUCUGCUGGGAGCAGCCUUGCUUAUCGUUCAGCCUCAGGUGGUGCCUUCGAGUCCAGCUGUCAGUCCUAAGGCUGAAGGAACAGCUCAGCCAGCUCAGAAAGAGCCAUUUAAGAAAAACGACUUCAAAGAGAUCAUCCGCCCAAAUGGGACAUACCAGCAACUCCCGCAAACGGUCAUCAUUGGAGUACGGAAGGGUGGAACCAGAGCCCUGCUAGAGAUGCUAAGCCUCCAUCCCGAUAUAGCAGCAGCAGAGAGUGAAGUCCAUUUUUUUGACUGGGAGGAGCAUUUUGAGAAUGGAUUGCAGUGGUAUACUAACCAAAUGCCGUUCUCUUAUCCCCACCAGAUAACAGUAGAGAAAACCCCAGCGUAUUUCACCUCCUCUAAAGUGCCUGAAAGAGUUUAUAGCAUGAACAAGCUUAUCAGAUUGCUGCUUAUUUUGCGAGACCCCACCGAGAGGGUGUUAUCGGACUAUACUCAAGUGUUCUUCAACCACAUGCAAAAACGGAAGCCGUAUCCCUCCAUUGAAGAGUUCCUGGUUAAAGACGGAAAACUCAAUGUGGACUACAAGGCAAUAAACAGGAGCUUGUAUUAUGUCCACAUGCAAAAUUGGUUGAAGUAUUUCCCUCUGGAUCACAUUCACAUCGUAGAUGGGGACAAACUGAUCAAAGAUCCAUUCCCAGAAAUAGUCAAGGUAGAAAGGUUUUUGAACCUGACACCUCAGAUAAAUGCUUCAAACUUUUACUUCAAUAAAACAAAAGGGUUUUACUGCCUAAGGGACAGCGGUAGGGAUCGAUGUUUACAUGAGUCAAAAGGAAGAGCACACCCAAAAGUAGAUCCCGUUUUACUUGAAAAACUGCACGGAUAUUUUCAUGAACCUAAUCGGAAGUUUUUUGAGCUUGUAGGCAGAACGUUUGACUGGCACUAAAUGUGGUGGUAAGUUAGAGAAGGUUCUGGGUAUCCUGUGAUGCUCCAUGUGCAUUAGAAAAGGAUGGCAUGUAAGCUAUAAUUUAUUUGUAAAAUCUUUGAAUUACUUCUGUACAGUAUUAGAUUAAUAAUUUCCAUAUAAACUAGUAAUAUUUUUCUACUUGUUAAAUUAAGGGAAAAAAUUUUGUAAUGUUUUUCAUGGUUGUUAACACUGUGUAUUAUGUCUACAUGAAGAAAAACUAUUUCGUGGAAGAAAGUCUCUAGAGGUUGUGGCUUUUAAAUGUAUGUGUAUAUACAAAAUACAUAUACAAUAUUAUAUGA
Eublepharis macularius is the source of this 1545-nucleotide messenger RNA. RefSeq names its product heparan sulfate-glucosamine 3-sulfotransferase 1 (gene HS3ST1). NCBI's taxonomy places the organism in Eukaryota, Metazoa, Chordata, Lepidosauria, Squamata, Eublepharidae. The transcript is spliced from 2 exons. The coding region runs from base 290 to 1225 and encodes 311 amino acids. The record is from RefSeq and is a predicted model, not a curated record. Gene Ontology annotation, molecular function: [heparan sulfate]-glucosamine 3-sulfotransferase activity.